AUGUCAGGCCAUGCUGAAUCUGCCGUGCGGCCAGAACCCGACCAGGUGCUUCAAGAUAUCGCGGAUUACGUCCACAACUAUAAGAUUGAGUCGGAUUUGGUCUGGGAAACUGCCAGACUCUGCUUGAUCGAUACGAUUGGAUGUGGGUUGGAAGCGCUCCGAUUCGACGCUUGUGCGCGACUCCUCGGACCAGUCGUCGAAGGCACCGUGGUUCCAAACGGAACGCGGGUACCUGGUACCAACUACCAGCUAGACCCAAUCCGUGGAGCGUUCAACAUCGGAACCCAGAUACGUUGGCUGGACUUCAAUGAUUGCUUCUUGGCCGCGGAAUGGGGGCACCCGUCCGAUAACCUAGGAGCCAUCCUGGCGGUCGCUGAUCACCUUGCCCGUAAGGGCGAACCGUUGACCGUCCGCGACAUCCUGGAGGGGAUGAUUAAGGCACACGAGAUCCAGGGCGGUCUUGCUCUCCUGAACUCAUUCAACCGUGUUGGUCUCGACCACGUUGUUCUCGUCAAAGUAGCAAGCACCGCUGUUGUUUCGAAGCUCCUCGGUCUCAACCGCGCCCAGACUAUCGAUGCCAUUUCUCAGGCAUGGGUAGAUGGUCAGUCUUUACGCACGUACAGGCAUGCGCCGAACACUGGUUCGCGCAAGUCCUGGGCGGCGGGAGAUGCCUGUUCCCGAGCUGUUAAUCUCGCCUUACUCGUGAAGAAGGGUGAGAAGGGCCUACCUUCGGUCUUGACGGCUAAGACCUGGGGCUUCUAUGACGUCCUCUUCAAGUUGCCUUACUCGAGCUACAUCAUGGAGAACGUACUGUUCAAGAUUUCGUAUCCUGCGGAGUUCCACGCUCAGACCGCUGUCGAGGCUGCGCACAUCCUGCACAGCAAGCUGAAGACACUGGGCAAGACGAGCGACGACAUCAAGAGCAUUCGCAUUCGCACGCAGGAGGCCGCGAUGCGCAUCAUCAACAAGCGCGGCCCCCUUGACAACUUCGCUGACCGGGACCACGAUAUCAAUUACAUGGUGGCGUACCCCUUGAUCUAUGGUGAGCUCACCUCCGAGUCCUACACAGACGCCGCGGCGGCGGAUCCUCGUAUCGACGCUCUUCGCGCGAAGAUUACCUGCGUGGAGGAGAAGUCAUACAGUGUCGAUUAUCACGACCCAGCGAAACGGUCGAUCUCGAACGCCCUUCUCGUCGAGCUCAAUGAUGGCACGGUACUCGAUGAGGUUGAGGUCGAGUAUCCUGUCGGACACAAGCGUCGACGGGCUGAAGGAACUCCGUUGCUGCUUCAAAAGUUCAAGAACCAUAUUGCACCGCACUUCAACCAGGCCCGCCAGUCUGAGAUCCUGGAGGCUGUCAACGACUCGACGUCAUUCUUCAAUUGCCUGCCGACAAGUUUACCGAUCUCUUCGUCAAGGCGUAGGUGCAGGAGUGAUCGCCAUCGUGCUCUUGUACGCAGAAGAUACAAGACCUGA
Messenger RNA from Fomitopsis serialis, 1473 nucleotides. Its product is annotated as 2-methylcitrate dehydratase. Gene Ontology annotation, molecular function: 2-methylcitrate dehydratase activity; 2 iron, 2 sulfur cluster binding. The coding region runs from base 1 to 1473 and encodes 490 amino acids. NCBI's taxonomy places the organism in Eukaryota, Fungi, Basidiomycota, Agaricomycetes, Polyporales, Fomitopsidaceae. The transcript has 6 exons. Gene Ontology annotation, cellular component: mitochondrion. The record is from RefSeq and is a predicted model, not a curated record.